CGGAUGCUACUAUGGUUCUCUCUCUCUUUCCCUCACACACACACACACACAUAGAAGGAAAUGGAGAAUUCUUCAGAGCAGAGUAAAAUGGAGCAGCAACCAUCACAAGGAAGACCAAAGGGUGGGCUGAUAACCAUGCCAUUCAUCAUUGCGAAUGAAGCAUUUGAGAAGGUGGCAAGCUAUGGGUUGUUACCAAACAUGAUAUUGUAUCUGAUGAAUGAGUAUAACAUUGGUGCAGUCAAAGGGACCAACAUACUCUUCUUCUGGUCAGCAGCUACCAAUUUCAUGCCAAUUGUUGGGGCUUUCCUCUCUGAUUCAUAUCUCAGUCGAUUCCUCACCAUUGGCUUUGGUUCCAUCUUCAGUUUCUUGGGAAUGGUAGUCCUGUGGUUAACAGCUAUGAUUCCACAAGCAAAGCCUCCCCCUUGCGAUCUAUUAGCAGGUCAAAGCUGCAAAUCCCCUACACAAGUGCAAUACUUUGUCCUGUUUGCUUCGUUCGCCCUCAUGUCCAUUGGAGCUGGUGGUAUUAGACCAUGUUCCUUAGCCUUUGGAGCAGAUCAGUUGGACAAAAGGGAUAAUCCAAAGAAUGAGAGGGUCUUGGAGAGCUACUUCAGUUGGUACUAUGCUUCAGCAACUUCUUCGGUUCUGGUUGCUUUGACCGGCAUUGUAUACAUUCAAGAUCACAUGGGAUGGAAAGUGGGCUUCGGAGUUCCUGCAAUUCUCAUGUUCUUCUCUGCAUUGUUGUUCUUCCUUGCUUCUCCCAUCUAUGUGAAAAUGAAAGCUAGCAAGAGCUUGCUCACUGGAUUCGCGCAAGUGGCUGUGGUCACUUACAAGAACAGAAGGCUUGCUUUACCACCUCAGGAUUCAAGUGGGUGGUACCAUCAUAGAAAGGAUUCAGAGCUCAAAGUGCCAACCAACAAACUUAGGUUUCUAAAUAAAGCUUGCAUCAUUCGGAAGCCUGAAGAUAUAACCCCAGAUGGAAUAGCUUUAAACCCUUGGAGCAUUUGCUCGGUGGAACAAGUGGAAGCGUUAAAGGCAUUGCUUAAAGUCAUCCCAAUAUGGUCUUCGGGGAUCAUGAUGUCCAUAAACAUAAGCCAAACCUCAUUCCCAUUACUCCAAGCCAAGUCCUUGGACAGACACUUGACGUCAAGCUUCCAAAUCCCCGCAGGAUCUUUCGGAAUGUUCACAAUCAUUGCUCUAACACUUUGGAUUGUUCUCUAUGACCGAGUAAUCCUUCCCGUGGCGUCAAAGAUCAAAGGAAAACCAGUUUACCUCGGUGUGAAACUAAGAAUGGGCAUCGGGCUGUUUUUCUCUUGCCUAGCCAUGGUAGUUUCAGCACUUGUGGAGAAUGUUAGGAGGAGAAAAGCAAUCAAACAAGGGUUUUUGAACAAUGCUGGUGGACUGGUGGAUAUGUCAGCUAUGUGGCUUGUGCCGCAACAUUGCUUGAAUGGCUUAGCGGAAGCUUUCAACGCCAUUGGCCAAACAGAGUUCUAUUACACUGAAUUCCCGAAAAGCAUGUCAAGCAUUGCGUCUUCUCUGUUCUUACUGGGGAUGGCUGUGGCAAACUUGCUAGCCACUGCUAUACUGAGCACUGUGAAUGAUCUCACUAAAAAAGGAGGGAAAGAGAGUUGGGUUUCUGAUAAUAUUAACAGGGGCCAGUAUGAAAACUAUUAUUGGAUUCUUGCCAUAUUGAGUUCCAUUAAUUUGCUGUAUUAUAUUUUUUGUAGUUGGGCAUAUGGACCUUGUGUAGACCAAAGGAUUAAAGUUACGGAUGAAGGGAAAGAAAUGAAGGAGGAAGAAAUAUCCAAACAAGAAAAUGUACUCAGGGAUGAAGGAGAAGGCUUUAAGGUGGAGGAGUUACCUAGAAUUAAGGCAUUGCCAGCUUGAUAUAUGUUAAAACUGGUUCUACUUUUGUAUUAAAUGUAUAAUCACAUGCUUGGUAAUACACAAUUAUAAAUCUAAUUUUUCUCUCUGCUAUAAUGUACCUCUUGAAAUGAUUUUUAUUUUUAUGUAUGUUAAUUCUAUUUUCAAUUCAUAUGUUUUUCCUAUUUCCAAAA
Messenger RNA from Cornus florida, 2054 nucleotides. RefSeq names its product protein NRT1/ PTR FAMILY 1.2-like. The record is from RefSeq and is a predicted model, not a curated record. Gene Ontology annotation, biological process: transmembrane transport. NCBI's taxonomy places the organism in Eukaryota, Viridiplantae, Streptophyta, Magnoliopsida, Cornales, Cornaceae. The transcript has 4 exons. Bases 61 to 1884 code for a protein of 607 amino acids. Gene Ontology annotation, cellular component: plasma membrane. Gene Ontology annotation, molecular function: transmembrane transporter activity.